AUGCUCUUCAUGCCACCUCGCUCCAUCCGAAUUUCCCCAUCAACCCCCUUCAGGGGUCAGUUCUCUAGGCUGCUUCUGGUGCGCGUUCAUCCGAUGUUGGUGAGUCACGGUAGGCCCGGCGAGUCCGGUCUUGGGUGUCUUCCAGCCCGCCUGCUAGCCCGAAUCACGGAUCUUCGCGCAGAUCCAAACUCGGCCGGAUUAAGCCAAGCCAAGGCUCGUCGUGAAGCCGUCCUAUUGACCAGUCUGCACACAGCCUGCAGCGGCAUUUAUGCAUCGGCCGACGACGAGUUUCUGGUUGAUCCCGAUCCCGCGGCUGGCGGCAGUUUUGCUGGAGGUGCAGCCGGGGACAGUGUGCUUUUCGGCCGCGGACGCCACAGUAGACAACCGUUCGGGCUGUUCAUGGCUUCGCGUCUCCUGCUGCCUGUUGGAUGGUCGCUCGGAUGGCUGGCAAAUGACGCCGCCCGGCCCAGUCUGGGGGUAUCGCUUCAGCACUACAUUCCGGGCGGUCCAGCCUGUCUUCUGGAGGUGCUUGUAGCACGCGGCGAAUACGCAGAAUUGGCCGUGGUCCGCUGGAUUGGCCAGAUCAUGAUGGCGCUUCGCUGGUUGCAUACCUGCUUGUUUAGUCGUUGGACAGCCUCGGGAACUGUGGGCAGCCAUGGACUGGUGCGUCCCAACCAUGUGAUGGCAGCAAGACGCUCUUCCGGCAUGCCCGAUGUUGUGCUGACGGGACCCUCUGACGUGGGCCGACUAGGCGCGGAUCAUUCUGGGGCGGCCAGAACAAGUGAUCCAUUUUUGGGUAAUCUCCAGUUCAAGCAUACGCAUUCGCUCAUCCUCUGGCAUUUAUUUGCUGCACUCUGCCUGAAACAGUUGCCAAUAUUAUCAUUGUCUAAGAAGGCCAAAAACGCUCUAAAUAGUAUAGAGCAGAUAUGA
Messenger RNA from Protopolystoma xenopodis, 930 nucleotides. The record is from the annotation of a GenBank genome assembly. Lineage: Eukaryota; Metazoa; Platyhelminthes; Monogenea; Polystomatidea; Polystomatidae.